AUGUCAGGAGCCAGAGUCAAUGGGCACAGGAAAUUUAGAAGUAAGGUCAUUGACAAGAGGGAGGAUGGGAAGGAGAUAUUGGCUAUUGGGGAAGAGAAAAAAUAUGAAGCAGAAGAGCAUAAAAGCAAAGGGACUACAAACAGACAGCUGAACAUAGGCACCAACAUAGGCAGAGGGGCUGGAUUUAGUAGCAGUGCCUAUGGAAAUUUAGCAUUUGGUUUGGGGACAUCUGGUCAAAAGGGAUUGGAAGUCAGUAGAGUUGAUUGGAGUGAAAUUAGCAGUAGAGGAUCUGCUGGGGGUGAAUCCAUAGGUUUUAGAUGCCUAUUAAUUUUUAAUAACAUCUUGAUUUUUUCAUCAGUUGGAACAGGGUGUUUUGGCUGGGAACUUGGAGCUAGAAGGGGUGAUGCUGCAUUUGGUUUUAGAGCUUCUGGUUUGAGUUCAUUUGGUGACAGCAGCUUUAGUAGCAGAACAGUUGAAGGAAAUUGAGUGAUUAGAUCUGAAGGAUCCAUUUCCAAUGAUCUAGGUGACACCAGUCUAAGACUUGGGAAUACCUUUGUUGGUGAUAGCUCUGGAAAUUUGGAAUCCAAUUUAGGGGCUUUUGGCCAACAAGGAUUUGGAAUCAAUGAACUUGGAGGUGAUAGAAUGAGUGGCAGUGCAUCUGUUGGGGCUGGAUUUAAAGGCCUUGGAUAUGAUGUCAGUAGCUCAGGUGACACCAAUUUGAGAAAUGGUAAUACCUUUGUUGGUGAUAGCUCUGGAAACUUAGAAUCCAAUUUAGGGGCUUUUGGUCAACAGGGAUUUGCAAUCAAUGAACUUGGAGGGGAUAGAAUGCGUGGCAGUACAUCUUUUGGGGAUAGACAAAAAGACUUUGGCUCUGAUGCCAGUGUCACAAGCUCAUCUGACUACAGUACUUCUGGACCACUCAGCACUCCAGGAAAAGGAACCCAUAUUCCAGAAGCAACCCCCAAAUACUCAGAAACAAACAUAACUAUUGGUGAAGUUUCUACUUGGGGCAAAGGAGCAUAUAAAGAUUUCAACGGUCGUAUCUUUUCCUUUGAGUCUUCAUGCACGUAUAGUUUCUGCCGUCACUGUGUUGAAUCUGGAGGAGAUUUCAAUAUUGAGAUCAAACGAAACAAUGAUAGUGAGAUUGAAAAAAUAACAGUUAUAGUAGACAGUAAUGUCAUCUCUAUUGUUGGCAAUAUCAUUUUAGUUAAUGGAGAAAGUGUACAGAUACCAUAUGACAAUAAGAUGAUUCACAUUAAAAAAUAUGGAGAACAUAAUAUUCUGAAUAGCCGUAGAGGAAUCCUGUCUUUAAUGUGGGAUGAAAAUAAUAAACUCUCACUCACUCUUCACAAGCAGUAUCCAACUUGUGGUCUUUGUGGUAACUUCAACAGCAUUCCAGGAGACGAUAUUAAUGAGAACAUUGACAAUAGUAAAAUUCCUGGUAAUUGUCCCAAAGCUGUUACCAAAAGCUAUCAAGUUUGUGAAGAUGGAGUGCAUCACUGUAACAAAAUUAUUGGAACCUACUUUGAGAAAUGUGGAAAGGUUGGCACUUUAUCCAACAACUACAAAAUGAUCUGCAUUGAUGAGUACUGCCAAAGUAGAGACAAAAAAUCCACCUGUGACACUUAUGCAGAAUUGUCCCGCCUCUGUUCAUCAGAUGGUCCUGGCACCUAUGUAUCCUGGAGAGACGAUCCCGAUGUGGUUUGUGAAAAACCUAGAUGCCCAGAAAAACAUAUCUACAAAGAAUGUGGUCCCUCAAAUCCUGCAACUUGUUCUAAUGUUGCUCCUUUUCAAGGCAUCGAAUGUGUGAGUGGCUGCACCUGCCCAGAAGGUUAUCUAUUGGAUGAUAUUGGAGAGAAAGGGAGAUGCGUUUUGAAGGCUGACUGUCCCUGUGAAUCUAAUGGAAAGGUGUAUCAGUCAGGAGAAAUCCGUGAAGGUUCCUGUGGUUCUAAGUGCACAUGCCAAGAAGCAAAGUGGUCUUGCACUAAAAUGUUAUGUCCUGGAAGGUGUAAGGUGGAAGGAAGUUUGAUUACCACCUUUGAUGGUGUUAAAUACAAUCAUCCUGGAAACUGUCACUUUUUGGCCAUCCAUGAUAAAGAUUGGUCUAUUAGUGUUGAGCUUCGUCCAUGUCCAAGUGGUCAGUCAGGAACGUGCUUAAAUGGUGUUACACUCCUCUUGAAUUCGUCUGUUCUAGUUGACAAAUACAUAUUCAAUAGAGAUGGGACAAUCACAAAUGACAAGAUUAGAAAUCCAGGUUAUUAUUAUUCAGAAAAAAUACAGAUCUCCAAUGCAUCUUCCUCAUACCUUCAAGCAGAAACAUACUUUCAUGGAAAACUGCAAAUACAAAUUUUUCCUGUGAUGCAAUUAUAUGUUUCCAUGCCACCCGAAAAAUUCACAGACACUGUAGGACUCUGUGGUUCCUACAACAACAGAGCAGAGGAUGAUUUCAUGUCAAGUCAGAAUAUAUUAGAGAAGACAUCUCAGGCAUUUGCUAAUUCUUGGGAAAUGAUGCCUUGUCCUAAAGGAAACACUGCUUCAUGCAUCAGUAUAGAAAAAGAAAGGUUUGCUGAAAGGCACUGUGGAAUUCUUCUUGAUUUGAGUGGGCCUUUUGCUUCCUGCCAUUCAGUUGUGGACCCUAAACCAUAUCAAGAGGAAUGCAAAAAAUACACUUGUACUUGUGAAAAUAGUCAAGACUGCCUGUGCACGAUUUUAGGCAACUAUGUGAAAGCAUGUGCUGAGAAGGAAACUUACAUGAUAGGAUGGAGAGCUGGGCUUUGUGAUCAAUCUUGUCCAAGUGGCCUAGUUUUCAGGUACAAUGUAAAAACCUGCAAUAGUUCCUGCCGAUCAUUGUCAGAGAGAGAUAGGAGCUGCGAUAUGGAAGAUGUUCUAGUUGAUGGAUGCACUUGCCCUGAUGGAAUGUACCAGAAUAAUGAAGGAAAUUGUGUUCCAAAAUCUCAGUGUGACUGCUACAUAAAUGACGAGGUCAUGCAACCAGGCAAACUCAUCCAUAUUGAUGACAAUAAAUGCGUAUGUCGAGAUGGAAUUCUUCUUUGCCAGACUCCCAUUGAUUUAAUGCUACAAAAUUGUUCUAGAGGGGCUGAAUAUGUUGACUGUAGGAAUCCUAAGGCACAGAGAAGAGUUGACAGUACCUGUAGCACUCGGAACAUACCUAGUUUUGAAGAGAACUUGCCUUGCAAGCGUGGAUGCUACUGUCCUGUAGGAAUGGUUCGAAAUUCCAAAGGGAACUGUGUCUUCCCUGAUGACUGCCCAUGUUCUUUUGGUGGACAAGAGUAUGACCAAGGAAGUGUCACCUCGGUUGGCUGCAACAAAUGUACUUGCAUAAAAGGAUCUUGGAACUGUACACAAAAUGAAUGUCAAACCACCUGCCAUAUCUAUGGGGAAGGUCAUGUUAGAUCAUUUGAUGGAAAAAGUUACAGCUUUGAUGGUCUCUGCCAGUAUUCAUUUAUCGAGGAUUAUUGUGGUCGUGAAAAUGGCACAUUCCGUAUUUUAACUGAAAGCAUCCCGUGUUGUGAAGAUGGGCUUACAUGCUCAAGAAAAAUUAUAGUUGCUUUUCAGGAUCAGAAUAUUGUCUUGCAAGAUGGUAAAGUCACAGCAGUCAAAACUACAGAAAGUAAGGAAUGUGAACUCAGUAGAAAUUCAUACUCUGUUCAUACCGUUGGCCUGUACUUGAUUUUGAAAAUUUUAAGUGGAAUAACCAUAAUUUGGGACAAAAAUACAAGAAUUUCUGUGUCAUUGGAUCCACGCUGGAAUGACAAAGUGUGUGGUCUUUGUGGAAAUAACAAUGGCGAUCUUAAGGAUGAUUUCACAACGAGAUACUCAUCAGUAGCUGCUGGAGCACUGGAAUUUGGAAAUAGUUGGAAAACAAGUCAAGAAUGUUCAGACACAGUAGCUCAAACCUUCCCAUGUGACUCAAACCCAUACUGUAAAGCCUGGGCUGUGCGGAAAUGUGAGAUCAUCCGGGACAGUACCUUCAGAGACUGCCACAACAAGGUGGACCCCACUACGUACUAUGAUGCAUGUGUUGAAGAAGCUUGUGCAUGUGACAUGGAGGGGAAGUACCUGGGAUUCUGCACAGCUGUGGUGAUGUACGCAGAAGCAUGCAGUGCGGUUGGAGUCUGUGUUAAAUGGAGAAAACCAGAUCUCUGUCCUGUCUACUGUGAUUAUUAUAAUGCACCUGGGGAAUGCAGCUGGCAUUAUGAACCUUGUGGUACACUGACUGCAAAAACAUGCAAAGAUAAAGUAAUUGGCCAGAAGUUUUCUGCAAUUUUAGAAGGCUGUUAUGCUAAGUGCCCGGACAGUGCUCCCUUCCUGGAUGAGAACACCAUGAAAUGCGUCAGUUUGUCUGAGUGCAGCUGCUUCUAUAAUGACAUCAUACCUGCUGGUGGAGUGAUCCAAGAUAACUGUGGGAGAACAUGCUAUUGCAUCGCGGGAGAGUUGGAGUGUGGUGAAACUGCUCCUACAAACUCAACAUUUACAGUUUCUACUCCAACAGCUACCUCCAUACUAAGCACUGAAGCAGCAAUUACACUGGUGACCAGUAGCUCAGGCACAGCAGCUUCCAUUCCAGGGAUUACUACAUCAAGCAGUGAAAUAAUCGGUAUUACUAGAACUCCAGUGCCUAUCACCUCCACAGCUGGAAGUGUGGGCACCACAGGAGCAGUGGGCCCCACCUUCACCAGUUCUGGGCUCAUAUCAGGGUCAACUGGAGGAUCAGUAAGUGCAACCACAGGCGCUGAAGAUAGAAGCACAAGUGACAUAGGCUUCAGAGUAGGGACCCCAGGAGUAUCAGAGGGUUUCACAACCACGCAUGGAAGCAAAAGCACAAGUGGAGACUCACCUACCCCAGGCACAACCCCGGGAGGCCAAGCAGGUAUUGAAAUGGGAAGUGUGAGGCAUCUUCUUACUGACCUUAGGGAAGUUGCCAGCACUUCUGAGUUAUUAGCUACAAGUGUAACAGGAGAAUUUGUUGUAACUACCACUGGAACUGGCAGUGGCAUCACAGCUAGACCACCUUUCCCUGGUUCCAGCCCAACUGGAACAACUGGAGGGGAAAAUGCUGCCAUCACUGGAGCUGCUGGUGAAAACACUUCUGGAGCAGCAGGGACAAAUGGACAAUCUCUUGAAAGAUCAGGAAGAACAGAAACAUCAGCUGGAGGAUCAAGGACAAUUGGACCAUCUGUUGUAGGAUCAGGGACAACUGGAUCACUAUCUGGGGUGACAGCAACAACUGGACCAUCAACAGAAGAAUCAGGAACCACUAAACGAUCAAAUAAAGUCUCAGGAAAAACAGUACCAUUAACUGAAAGAUCAAGGACAACUGUGCAAUCAAUUGGAGUAACAGGGACUACUGGGUCAUCAACUGAAGAAUCAGGGACAACAGUACCAUCAACUGGAGUGACAGGGACUACUGAAACAUCAACUGGAGGAUCAGGAACAACUGGAUCAUCAAUUGGAGUAUCAGGGUUUACUGGACCAUCAACUGGGGAUUCUGGGGCAACUGAAUCAUCAGCUUUAGGUUCAAAGACAAGUGAACGAUCAGUUAGAGGAUCAAGAACCACUGAGACAUCAGGUUCAGUGACAGGAACAUAUGAACCAUCAAUGAAAACAUCAGGGAUAACUGGAAAACCUAGGUCAAUUGAACCAUCUGUUGUAGGGUCAGAGACAACCGCUCCAUUAUUUGGAGCAACAGGGACUACUAUUAUUGGAAAAGGAACCAGUUUAUGGUCAUCUGGAGUAUCAGGGAUCCCUGGAUCAACACCUGGAAAUUCAAUAGCAACUGGCCCAAAUAUUGUAGGUUCAGGGACAAGUGCACCAUUAUCUGGAGCAACAGGGACCACUGUUAUAAGACCAGGAACCAGAUUACCCUCAUCUGGAGCAGCUUGGACCCCAGGACCAUCAGCUGGAGGAUCAGCAGCAACAGGACAAUCUGGUGUAGGUUCAGAGACAAAUGUACCAUUAUCUAGAACAACAGGGACCACUGUUAUAGGAUCACGAACCAGUUUACCCUCUUUUGGAUCAUCACCUGGAGGAUCAGCAGCAAUUAGACCAAAGGUUGUAAGUUCACAGACAAGUACACCAUUACCUGGAGCAAGAGGGACAACUGUUAUAGGAUCAGGGACAAAUGGAUCAUCCCUUGAAGGAUCAAUGACAAGUGGAUCAACAGCUGGACUGACAGGAACAACUAAAAUCUCUGUUGUAGGGUUGGGGACAACUGGACCAUCAUCUGGAGCAUCAGGAGCAACUGGAACAGCAAGUAACAGUGCAGGGACAAUUGGAUCAUUAGCUGAGGUGACAGGAACAACUGAAAUCUCUAUUGUAGGUUCAGGGACAACUGGAUCAUCACCUGGAGGAUCAGGAGCAAGUGUACCAUCUGUUGUAGUUUCAGAGACAACUGCACCAUUAUCUGGAGCAACAGGGACCGCUGUUACAGGAACAGGAGUCAGUUUACCAUCAGUUGAUAGAACAGCCAUGACUAGAUCAAUACCUCGAGGAUCACGGACAACUGGACAAUCUGUUAUAGGUUCAGAGACAACUGCAUCUUUAUCUGGAGCAAUAGAUACCACUGUUAUAGGAACAGGGAGUAGUUUACCCUCAUCUGGAGCAUCAGGGACCCCUGGACCAUCACCUAGCAAAUCAGCAGCAACUAGAUCACCUAGUAUAGGUUCAGAGACAAAUACACCAUUAUCUGGAGCAACAGGAAACAUAGUUACAGAAUCAGGAAUGGGUUUACCCUUAUCUGGAUCAUCAGGGAAACCUGGAUCAUCACCUGGACGAUCAGCAGCAACUGGACCACCUGGUAUUGAUUCAGAGACAACUGCAGUAUUAUCUGGAACAAUGGGAACUGAAGCUAUAGCAUCAGGAACAAGCUUAUCAUCAGUUGAGGGAUCAGGGACCACUAGAUCACUACCUGGAAUAUCAGAGACAAGUGGGCCAACUGGUCUAAGUUCAGAGAUAUCUGUGCCAUUAUCUGCAACAACAAGAACUAAUGUUAUAGGAUCAGGAACAGGUUUACCCUCAUCCGGAGCAUCAGGGACCCCAGGAUCAUCACCUGCAGGAUCAGCAGCAACUGGACCACAUGGUGUUGGUUCAGAGACAACAGCACCAUUGUCUGGAGCAACAGGGACAGCUGCUAUAAGAUCAGGAACCAGUUUAACAUCGGUUUUAAAAUCAGGGACCGCUAGAUCAAUACCAGGAAGAUCAGGGACAACUGGACCACCUGCUGUAAGUUCAGAGACAACUGCACCAAUAUCUGGAGCAAGAGGAACUGUAGCUAUAGGAUCAGGUACAAGUUUACCAUCGGUUGAGGGAUCAGGGAGCACUAGAUCACUACCUGGAGGAUCAGCAGCAACUGGACCACCUGGUAUUGAUUCAGAGACAACUGCAGCAUUAUCUGGAACAAUGGGAACUGAAGCUAUAGCAUCAGGAACAAGCUUAUCAUCAGUUGAGGGAUCAGGGACCACUAGAUCACUACCUGGAAUAUCAGAGACAAGUGGACCAACUGGUCUAAGUUCAGAGAUAUCUGUGCCAUUAUCUGCAACAACAGGAACUAAUGUUAUAGGAUCAGGAACAGGUUUACCCUCAUCUGGAGCAUCAGGGACCCCAGGAUCAUCACCUGCAGGAUCAGCAGCAACUGGACCACAUGGUGUUGGUUCAGAGACAACAGCACCAUUGUCUGGAGCAACAGGGACAGCUGCUAUAAGAUCAGGAACCAGUUUAACAUCGGUUUUAAAAUCAGGGACCACUAGAUCAAUACCAGGAAGAUCAGGGACAACUGGACCACCUGCUGUAAGUUCAGAGACAACUGCACCAAUAUCUGGAGCAAGAGGAACUGUAGCUAUAGGAUCAGGUACAAGUUUACCAUCGGUUGAGGGAUCAGGGAGCACUAGAUCACUACCUGGAGGAUCAGGGACAAGUGGACCACCUAGUGUAAGUUCAGAGAUAACUGUGCCAUUAUCUGCAACAACAGGGACUAAUGUUAUAGGAUCAGGAACAGGUUUACCCUCAUCCGGAGCAUCAGGGACCCCAGGAUCAUCACCUGCAGGAUCAGCAGCAACUGGACCACAUGGUGUUGGUACAGAGACAACGGCACCAUUAUCUGGUGCAAAAGGGACAGCUGCUUUAGGAUCAGGAACAAGUUCACCAUCGGUUGUAGGAUCAGGGACCACUAGAUCAAUACCUGGAGGAAUAGGGAGAACUGGACCACGUGCUGUAGGUUCCGAGACAACUGCAUCAUUAUCUGGAACAAGAAGAACUGCAGGUACAGGAUCAGGAACAAGUUUACCAUCACUUGAAGGGUCAGGGAGAACUAGAUCACUACCUGGAGGAUCAGGGACAAGUGGACCACUUAGUGUAAAUUCAGAGAUAACUGCACCAUUAUCUGGAGCAGCACGGACUAGUGUUACAGGAUCAGGAACCAGUUUACCAAUAUCUAGAGCAUCUGGGACCCUUAGAUCAUCAACUGGAGGAUCAGCAGCAACUUCAUCACCUGGUGUUGGUUUGGAGACAACAGCAACACUAUCUGGAGCAACAGGGACUGCUGCUAUGGGAGCAGGAACCAGUUUACUCUCAGCUAAAGAAACAGGUACCACUAGAUCAAUUCCUCAAGAAUCAGGGAGAACUGCACUACCUAGUGUAGGUUCACAGACAACUGCAGCAUUAUCUGGAAAAACAAUAACUGCAGCUACAGGAUCAGCAACAAGUUUACCAUCAGUUGAGGGAUCAGGGGCCACUAGAUCACUACCUGGAGGAUCAGAGAGAAUUGGACCAACUGGGGUAAGUUCAGAUGUAACUGUGCCAUUAUCUGGAACAAUAGGGACUAAUGUUAUAGGAUCAGAAACCAGUUUAACCUCAUCCGGCACAUCAGGGACACCUGGAUUGUCAACUGGAGGAUCAGCAGCAAGUGAAGCACCUGGUAUUGGUUUGCAGACAACAGCACCAUUUUCUGGAGCAACAGAGACCACUCCUAUAGGAUCAGGAACAAGUUUAUCCUCAUCUGGAACAUCAGAGAUACCUGGAUCAUCUAUUGGAGGAUCAGCAACUGGACCACCUGGUAUUGUUUCAGACACAACUGCCCCAUUAUCUGGAGGAGCAGGGACUGCUGCUAUAGAAUUAGGAACCAGUUUACCUUCAUCUGGGGUAUCAGAAACCCCUGGAUCAUCACCUGGAGGAUCAUCAGCUGCUGGAUCACCUGGUCUUGGUUCAGAGACAACUGCACCAUUAUCUGGAGCAACAGAGACCACUGAUUUAGAAUCAGGAGCCAGUUUACCAUCAGUUGAAGGACUAGGGACCAGUAGAUUAAUACCUGGAGGAAAAGGGACAACUGAACCACCUGUUGUAGAUACAGAGACAACUGCACCAUUAUCUGAAGAAAGAGGAGCUUCAGGUUUAGGAUCAGGAACAGGUUUACCUUCAAUUGAAGGAUCAGGGAGCACUAGAUCACUACCUGGAGGAUCAGGGACAAGUGGACGACCUGGUGUGAGUUCAGAGAUAACAGCGCCAUUAUCUGGAACAAGAGGGACUAAUGUUAUAGGAUCAGGAAGUAGUUUACCCUCAUUUGGGGCAUCAGGAACCCCUGGAUUAUCACCUGGAGGAUCAGCAGCAAGUGCACCACCUGGUACUGUUUUGCAAACAACUGCACCAUUAUCUGCAGCAACAGGGUCUGCUGCUAUAGGAUCAGGAAUCAGUUUACCAUUAGUUGAAGGAUCUGGGACCACUAGAUCAAUAACUGGUGGAUCAGUGACAACUGUAGCAGGUGCUGUACGUUCAAAGCCUACUGCACCUUUAUCUGGAAAAACAGGAACUAAUGUUAUACGAUUGGGAACAAGUUUACCCACAUCAGGAGCCUCAGAAAACCUUGGAUCAUCACCUGGAGUAUCGGCAGCAACUGGAACACCUGGUGUUGGUUCAGAGACAAGUGCACAAUUAGCUGGAGCAAUAGAGACGUCUACUCUAGGGUCAGCAAAGAGUUUGCCAUCAGUUGAAAGAUUAGGGACCACUAGACCAAUACCUGGAGGAUCAGGGACAACUGGACCACUUGCUGUAAUUUCAGAGACAACUGCAUCUUUAUUUGGAAAAACGGAGCCUCAUGUUAUAAGAUCAGGAGCAGUAGGGACCCCUGGAUCAUCACCUGGAGGAUCAGCAGCAACUGGAUCACCUGGUAUUGUUUCAGACACAACUGCCCUAUUAUCUGGAGAAACAGGGACCAUUGAUAUUGGAUCAGGAACCAGUUUAUCCUCAUCUGGAGCAUCAGGGACUCCUGGAUUGUCACCUGGAGGAUCAUUAGAAAGUGGAUCACCUGUUAUUGUUUCAGAGACAACUGCACCAUUAUCUGGAGCAACAGGAAUUGCCACUAUAAGACCAGGAAAUGGUUUACAGUCAUCUAGAACAUCAGGGACCCCUUUAUCAUCUCCUGGAGUAUCAUCAACAGGUGGACCACCUGGUAUUGGUUCCGAGACAACUGCACCAUUAUCUGGAGCAACAGGAGCUACAACUAUAGGAUCAAGAACAAGUUUACCAUCAGUUGAGGGAUCAGGGACCACUAGAUCACUACCUGGAGGAUUACAGACAAGUGGACAACCUGGUGUAAGUUCAGACAUAACUGCAUCAUUGUCUGGAACAACACGGUCUAAUCUUAUAGAAUCAGGAAGCAGUUUACCCUCAUCUGGAGCAUCAGGGACCACUGGACCAUCACCUGGAGGAUCAGCAGCAACUGGAUCACCUGUUAUUGUUUUGGAGACAAAUGCGGUAUUAUCUGGAGCAACAGGAACUGCAGUUAUAGGUUCAGGAACCAGUUUACCAUCAGUUGAGGGAUCAGGGACCACUAGAUCACCACCUGGAGGAUCAGGGACAAGCGGACCAACUGGUUUAAGUUCAGAGAUAACUGAGCAAUUAUCUGGAACAACAGGGAGUAAUGUUAUAAGAUCAGGAACUAGUUUACCCUCAUCUGGAGCAUCAGGGAACACUGCAAUAUCACCUGGAAGAUCAACAGCAACUGGACCACCUGUUGUAGGUUCAGAGACAUUUGGACCAGUAUCUGGAGCAAUGGGCACCACUCUUACAGGAUCUGGGGACAGUUUAACAUCAUUUGAAAGAACAGCCUCUACUAGAUCAAUUCCUGGAGGAUCAGGGAGAACUGGACUGUCAGUUUUAGGCUCAGAGACAACUGUGUCUCUAUUUGGAGCAACAGGGACCACUGUUACUGCAUCAACAGCCAGCUUGCCAUCAGCUGAAAGACCUGCCACCAGUAGUUCAAUACAUGCAGGGUCAGGGACAAGUGGACCAUAUAUUGUAGGCUCAGACAAAAGUGCACCAUUAUCUAGAGCAACAGGGACCAUUGCUAUAGGAUCAGGAACUGGUUUACCAUCAGUUGAAGGAUCAGGGACCAAUAGAUCAGUACCUGGAGGAUCAAGGACAACUGGACCACCUGGUGUAAGUUCAACGACAAUUGCAUCUUUAUCUGGAGCAACAGGGACCAAUGUUAUAGAAUCAGGAACAAGUUUACCCUCAUCUGGAGCAUCAGGGACCCCUGGAUCAUUGCCUGGAGAAUCAGCAGCACCUACACCACCUGGUGUAGGUUCAGAGACAACUGCACCAUUAUCUGUAGGAACAAGGACUACUAUUUAUGGAUUAGGAACCAUUUUACCUUCAUUGGUAAUAUCGGCAAACCCUGGAUCAUUACCUGCUGGAUCAACAACACAUAGGUUACCUGGUUCAAGUUCAGAGACAACUGCACCAUCAUCUGGAGCAACAGCGACCACUGUUAUAGGAUUAGUAAACAGUUUACCAUUAGUUGAAGGAUUAGCGACCACUAGAUCAAUACUUGGAGGAUCAGAGACAAGUGGACCAUCUGUUGUAGGUUCAGAGACAACUGCACCAUUAUCUGGAGCUACAGGAACCACUGUUAUUGUGUCAAGAACCAAGUUGUCAUCAGUUGAAGCAUCAGCCACCACUAGUUCAACACCUGGAGAGCCAGGGACAAGUCGACCAUAUGUUGUAAGUUCAGAGACAAGUUCACCAUUAUCUGCAACAACAGGUACCACUGUUAUAGGAUCAGGAACCAGUGUACCCUCAUCUGGAGCAUCAGGGGCUCCUGGAUCAUUGCCUGUAGGAUCAGCACCAACUGGACCACUUAGUGCAAGUUCAGAGACAACUGCACCAUUAUCUGGAGCAACAAGGACCAUGGUUAUAGAAAGAGGAACUAGCUUACCAUCAGUUGAAGGAUCAGUCACCACUAGAUCAAUACCUGGAGGAUCAGGAACAGCUGGGUCAUCUUUUGUAGGUUCAGAGACAACUACACCAUUAUCUGGAGAAAUAGGGACGACUGUUAUGGGAUCAGGGACAAGUUUACAAUCAGUUGUAGGAUCAGGGAUAACUGGAUCCACAGUUGUACUGUUAGGAAAAACUAGAAUCUCUAUUGUAAGUUCAGGGACAAUUGGAUCAUUAUCUGGACCAUCAGAGACAACUGGAACAUCAACUGAAAGACUAGGAACAACUCGUUCAUUAUCUGGAGUGACAGGAACCAAUAGAAUCUCUGUUGUAAAUUCAGGUAUAAAUACACUAUCAUCUAGAGCAGCACUGACCCCUGAAUCAUCGCCUGAAGGAUCUGUAUCAACUGAAUCACCUGAUGUAGGUUUAGGGACAACUGGAUCAUUAGCUGAAGCAUCAUGGACAACUGAAACAUCAGCUGAAGAACCAGACAAAACUGGAACUUUUGUUGCAAGUACCAGGACAACUGGGUUAUCAGCUGGAAGUUCAGGGACAACUCGAUCAUUUAUUAUAGGAUCAGGAACAACAGGACCAGCAGUUGAAGUAUCAGGGACAGCUGGGCCAUCAUCUGGAGGAUCAAGGACAACUAGAACAUCAAUUAAAGGAUUUGGAAAAACUGGUUCAUUAGCUGGAGUUACAAGAACAACUAUAAUCUAUGCUGAAAUUUCAGGGACAGUUGCACCAUUAUCUGGGGUGACUAGGACUCCUGUAUUAUCACCAGGAGGAUCAGCAUCAACUGGAACAAGUGUUGUAGGGUCAGGGACAAUGGGAUCAUCAGGUGGAGAUUUAUGGAGAACUGAACCAUCAACUGGGAAAACAGGAACCACUGGAUCAUCACCUGGAGAAUCAGUGUCAGGUGGUAUUUCUGCUGUAGGUUCAGGGACAACUGUACCAUCACCUGGAGUCACAAGGACAGCAGGGGUUUCAGAGACCACUCGAUCAUCUGUUAUAGGAUCUGAGGCAACCAGACCUGCAGUUGAAGGAUCAAGGACAACUGGAUCAACAGCUGGACUGACUACAACCACUAGGACAUCUGUUGUAGUUUCAGGGACAACUGGACCAUCAUCUGAAGUGACAAGGACAACAAUAACAUCUGGUGUGGUUUUAGGGACAAUAGGACCACCAUCUGGAGAAACAGAGACCACUGUUAUAGGAUCAGGAGCAAGUGGAUCAUCAGCUGAAGGAUCACAGACAAGUGGAUCAACACCUGGAAUGACAAGAACUACUGGAACAUUCAUUGUAGGUUCAGAGACAAGUGCACCAUCAUCUGGAGCAUCAGGGACAACUGGAUCAUCACUUCGACUGACUGCCACAACUAGAUUCUCUGUUGUAGGCUCAGGUACAAUGGAACCAUCAGCUAGAGAACCAUGGAAAAUCAGCCCAGGAGAUGUAACUUCAUCAACCAUUGUAUUGUCAGCUGGUGCUUCAGGAACAACUAGACCUGGAGUAACAGGGACAAGUAGACCAUCUGUUGUAGGUUCAGAGACAGAUAGUCCAUCAUCUGGAGAAAUAGGGAUCACUGUUAUAGGAUCAGGGUCAAGUGGAUCAUCAGCUGAAGGAUCAGAGACAACUGGAUCAACAGCUGGACUGACUAUAACCAGUAGGACAUCUGUUGUAGGUUCAGGGACAACUGGACCAUCAUCUGGAGUGACAGGGACAAAAAUAACAUCUGGUAUAGGUUCAGGGACAACUGGGCCACCAUCUGGAGGAAGAGAGACCGUUGUUAUUGAAUCAGGAGCAAGGGGAUCAUCAGCUGAAGCAUCACGGACAACUGGAUCAACAGGUGGACUAACAAUAACCACUAGUACAUCUGGUAUAGGUUCAGGGGUAAGUGCACUAUCAUCUGGAGUGACAAGGACAACAAUAACAUCCAGUGUAGGUUUAGGGACAACUGGAUCAUCAUCUGGAGAAACAGGGACCACUGUUGUUGAAUCAGGAACAAGUGGACCCUCAGGUGAAGGAUCAGGGACAACUGCAUCACCAGAUGGAUUGACAAGAACCACUAAAAUCUCUGUUGUAAGUUUAGGGACUACUGGACCAUCAUCUGAAGUGAUGUGGACAACACGAACAUCUAUUGUAGGUUCAGGGACAACUGGAUCAUCAACUGGAGUAUUAGAGACAAUUGAUACAUCAGCUGAAGGAUUGAAGACAAGUAGACCAUCAACUGGAAGAUCAUGGACAACUGGGACAUCAGUUGAAAGAUCUGGAACAACUGGAUCAUCAACUUUUACAACCACAGGGGCCAGGGGGAAAACUUGGGGGCCAGGAAGUGAGGUUACCACAUAUGAAGGUACUUCAGGAGAAUUCUCUAAGGCAACCAUAUCUGGAAGUUCCGACACAGAAGCCACAAGAUUAAUAGGAGGCAGUGGCACACCUGUAACUGGACUCAGACCUGUAGAUAGCACUGCAGUACCAGGAGGUCAAGCAACUGGGAGUGUGACAGGAACCACUGGGGUAAUUCCUGGCACAACUGUUGCCCUUGGCAGUUCCAACACAGAGGCUACAACUUCUGUAGAAGAAAGUGGAACAGCAAGAGUUGGAAUAAUCAUGGGCACAAUUGAGAGCAUCUCUGGCAAAACUCUGGGACCUGGAAGUGCCAACACAGAAGCCACAAGUUCCACAAGAGGCAGUGAGACUACCCAAGGAGGACUACCAGGAGGCACCUCUGGCACACCAGGUGGAUAUGUCCCUGGAAGUAAAACAGGUAUCACUGGAGAAAUGUCUGGAACAACCAUUGCAUCUGAAAUUUCUAACACAGGUACCAGUGGUGUAGUCUCCAGCCCAGAUAUUACAUCUGGAAGUUCCAGCACUGGUACCAAGGGUAUGGCCUCAGGUACCACUGUUGAACCUGGAAGUUCCAAUACUGGUAUCACCACGAAAUUCAGUGAUGGAAGGACAGUCCCAGAGGGUUCUAUUUCAGGUACCACAAGGGUAGCUUCUGGAACUACACUUGAACCUGGGAGUUCAAACAAAGGGGGAUCUAGUAGCGAAGUCACUGGCAUUCAAACAGGUAUUACUGGAGUGUAUGGUGGUAGUACCAUCUCACCUUGGAGUUCCAACACAGGAGCCACCACUGGCACAUCUGAGAGGCCAAGCCCUGGAAGUGAAAUAGGUACCACUAGUGUAGUCUCUGACACAACAGUUACAUCUGGAAACUCUAACACAGGGGCCACCACUUCUUUGGGAAGGGGUGAAACCACCCAGGGUAGAAUUAAAAUAGUUACCACGAGGGUGACUACUGGCACAACUAUUGUACCUGGGAAUAUACGGGAGGAAGGAAGUACCACUGGGACAGGCUCUGGGACAUCCUCACCUGGAAGUUUCAAAACAAGCAAUAGCCCGGAAUCAGUAGGAGUCACCAGUAGCCAAGAAGGCACUGCUGUGAUAUCAAGCAAAAUUACUGGUGUCUCAGAAAGUUCCAGCCAAGUUACCUUCAAGGAAGCAUCUGAAACAACCAGUGCUCCUGUACUUUCUACCACAGUCACUGCUUCCACAGGAGUCAAGGAAACCUCUGGAACUGGAAUGCAAACAGGCUCCACCUCAGUGUCAAAUGAAAUCACAACAAGCCCCAAAGUGUCCUACCCAGAAACCACUGUAGUAGCAACAGGAGAUCAAGAAAAUGAAAAUAAAACAGGAUGCCCAGUAUCACUUCCACCACCUCCAGUUUGUCAUGGUCCACUGGGAGAAAAGAAGUCUCCUGGAGACACAUGGACUGCCAAUUGCCACAGAUGCACCUGUACCAAUGCAAAGACCGUAGACUGUAAACCCAAGGAGUGUCCUUCUCCACCCACAUGCAAAACUGAAGAAAGGCUUGUAAAGUUCAAAGCUAAUGAUACCUGCUGUGAAAUCGGGUACUGUGAACCAAGAACAUGUUUAUUUAACAAUACCGACUACAAGGUUGGUGCUUCAUUUGGUGACCCCAGCAACCCAUGUGUCUCCUACUUCUGCCAGAGCACAGGUUUCGUUGCGGUGGUAAAAGACUGCCCAAAGCAGAGUUGGUGUGCAGAAGUAAGCAGAGUCUAUGAUUCAAAUAACUGUUGCUAUACAUGUAAAACUAAUUGCAGAUCUUCACCUGUGAAUGUGACUGUUAACUACAAUGGUUGCAAGAAAAAAUUUGAGAUGGCAAGAUGCAUAGGGGAAUGUAAAAAGACUCUCAGGUAUGAUUAUAAUAAGUUUCUGUUGAAAAAUUCAUGCCUUUGCUGCCAAGAAGAAAACUAUGAGUUCAGAGAAAUUGUUCUUGACUGUCCUGAUGGCAGUACAAUACCUUACAGAUACAGGCACAUCACGACGUGUUCCUGCUUAGACGUGUGCUAA
Mesoplodon densirostris (Blainville's beaked whale) is the source of this 16599-nucleotide messenger RNA. It is a transcript of the gene MUC19, whose product is annotated as mucin 19, oligomeric. Lineage: Eukaryota; Metazoa; Chordata; Mammalia; Artiodactyla; Ziphiidae. The record is from RefSeq and is a predicted model, not a curated record. Gene Ontology annotation, cellular component: extracellular matrix. Gene Ontology annotation, molecular function: protein binding. The transcript is spliced from 78 exons.